UUUUUUUGGCUAGGUAGCACCAGUAGCCGAGACAUUCCCAAAUCUACUAGUAUUUGUUUCGCCUAUAUAAACAGUGUCUUGAGCAUGACUAUAUAUAAGGCACAAAAAUUCAGUGAAAGCACAAUUUCAAAUUCAAAUAUCGUAACUUGUAGUAGCUAGUCAAAGAGAAAAUGGCAGAGGAGACAAUGAACAAGGGUACUAAUGAUUGUUCAAUUUCAUGGGAAAAAAAGAAGAAGACAGGGGUCACCACAAUGACACUGUCAAUGUGGAGGAGAAGCAGAGUCUCAUGGAAGCACUUCAUCGCACUCACAGCAAUUCUAGCUCGUCAAGCGAUGAUGAGGAAGUAGAAGAGGGCAGUACUAGGGAGAAGAAGAAGAAGAAGAAGGGACUUAAAGAUAAGACGAAAGAAAAGAUAUCCGGUGAUCAUGAUCAGCAAAAAAGCGAAUUCAUUCCCAUGGAUAACUGCCCUGCUCCACACGAAGAAGACUAGAAAAUAGGAUUUAUGGACAAGAUCAAAGAAAAACUUCCAGUAACCACAACAAGACUGAUCAAUAAGUAGCAGCUGCUUAUACUACUUUAGAUGAGCAAGACCAUGGAGGUGAACCAAAAGAUGAGAAAGAAAGGAUUGCUUGACAAAAUUAAAGAGAAAUUGCCACAAGAACAAUAAUGACGAAGAGAAACACAAGUCUAACUGAAAUUAUGAUGAAUUAAUCCUCUAGCUUAUGCACUACAUUCAGAUUGCAGUUAAUUUCACUUGUAUUAGUCUAUGUUUGAACUUUGAAGUAGUGAUGUGAUCCUUGUAACUGGCCUCAUGUGCCAUUGAUUUUCUAUUGUAUGUUUCAAUUCCA
This is a messenger RNA of Solanum stenotomum, 848 nucleotides long. RefSeq names its product phosphoprotein ECPP44-like. Bases 218 to 490 code for a protein of 90 amino acids. Lineage: Eukaryota; Viridiplantae; Streptophyta; Magnoliopsida; Solanales; Solanaceae. The transcript has 2 exons. Gene Ontology annotation, biological process: response to water. The record is from RefSeq and is a predicted model, not a curated record.